Bactrocera dorsalis (oriental fruit fly) is the source of this 2307-nucleotide messenger RNA. Its product is annotated as arginine-hydroxylase NDUFAF5, mitochondrial. Gene Ontology annotation, molecular function: S-adenosylmethionine-dependent methyltransferase activity. NCBI's taxonomy places the organism in Eukaryota, Metazoa, Arthropoda, Insecta, Diptera, Tephritidae. Gene Ontology annotation, biological process: mitochondrial respiratory chain complex I assembly. The transcript is spliced from 5 exons. The record is from RefSeq and is a predicted model, not a curated record. Gene Ontology annotation, cellular component: mitochondrion. The coding region runs from base 97 to 1113 and encodes 338 amino acids.
UAGCGUAUCACAGCUGAUCGAUCCAUAAAAGUUACUCGUACGCAUAUUUUUUAUUAUAUGAACUUCAACUGUGCCGUAUUAAAACUAUAAAUUAAAAUGUUUAAAAGUAUUCGGCAAAUAAGUUCAAAACAAUUGCUACACACAUAUAAAAUAUGUUUUUAUGAGAAAGGGUGUCAAAGUAAAUCUGUGAAUUAUAGCACACAACCUGCACAUCAAAAUAUAUUUGAUAGAAAUGCAAAGCGUCUGCAAAAGGAGCGUGCUGCCCUAAACCCGGAUGUAGAGCUUUAUGACUACCUUAAAGAAGAGGUUGGUUUUCGCUUAGCGGAUCGGAUCAUAGAUAUAAAACGUGAAUUUACAAAUGCCGCAGACAUUGGUUGCAGUCGUGGCUUUCUUUCCAAACACAUAAUGGCGGAAAGCGUACAACAUUUAACGCUUUGCGAUACGAGCCCUACAAUGCUGGCGCAAGCGCAAGGCACACCUGGUCUGAAAUUAACUAAAUUAGAGUUGGACGAGGAGAAAUUGGAUUUUCCUGAUAACUCAUUAGAUUUAGUUAUAUCCAGUUUGAGUUUGCAUUGGGUUAAUGAUCUACCAGGUUGCUUUUCGAAAGUAAUACAUAGCUUAAAACCUGAUGGUGUUUUUAUAGCAUCUUUGUUCGGUGGUGAUACUCUAUAUGAGCUACGUUCAUCGCUACAAUUGGCUGAAAUCGAGCGUAAAGGCGGUCUUUCGCCGCAUAUAUCGCCUUUUACACAGAUUAGAGAUGUAGGUGCUUUGUUAAAUCGUGCUGGUUUCACCAUGCUAACCAUUGAUACCGAUGAAAUUGUAGUGGGUUACCCCAGCAUGUUUGAACUUAUGUGGGAUCUGAAAGGUAUGGCGGAGAAUAAUGCAGCUUUCAAUAGACCAGCGCAUAUAAGUCGCGAAACAAUGUUGGCGGCAAGUGCUAUUUAUAAGGAGUUGUACGCUAAGGACGAUGGCGUGACGGCGACAUUUCAAAUAAUAUACUUUGUCGGCUGGAAACCGGGUCCGAAUCAACCCAAACCUUUGGAACGUGGCAGUGGUGAUGUUUCGCUAAAAGAUUUAGGCAAGAUUAUCGAAUCUGGCGGACCAAAAUCAUAAAAGAGUUAUGGUGCUAAUAUAAUAGAAUUAUGCUUAAAAUCGAGGCCAAUGCAUGUGUAACUUUUUGUGAAGAAAACUCACCUUUGUAUUAUAGCAAAUGCUGUCUUUAUUGAUUUUAGAAAUAAUAGUCUUUAACGUAAAUAAGCACUAUAGUACGUAUGGCAGUAUACGUACGUAUGUAUACAAAGUGUGGUAAUUUUCUUUUAUAAAGUGUUUCCUUUCUUCGAAGUUUGCAUAUUAAUUUUUGAAAAAAUAAAAAUUAGCGAGUAUCACUUUGGUUAAAUAGUUUUUUUUUUUUUGUUUUCUUUUAGACGACAAAUUAAAAAUAAAUAUUUAUUUAUAUACAUGCUUCUUUGUAUAUGUACAUACAUAUGUACAUAUCUGAACUGUUGUUGCAUGUUGUAAGCAUAUUUAGCACACUUAGUUACUAAAGCAUUAAUAGUUAUAUAAUUAUAUACUAAAAAAGUAAAAUUUCAAACAAAAAAUAAUGCUUCAUAGGGGCAAUGCCAUGAAGAAUUCCAGUGCAUCAUAGAAAUAUACAAUACAUACAUAUGUAUAACACAAAUUAUUAUACAAUUUAUAAAAUUCAAAUAAGUUUUGCGUAUUAUAAUUAUGUAUAUUACUAAUAUUUGCUUUUUACACAUUGACUUUUAUUCUCAUUCGUUUUGUAAUUUUUAUUUCUCUUAUAAAUGGACGUAAUUCAUUAACGUAUUGUUUUGUUUUUGUUAAUCAUUAGUGCCACUUGCAGUGCGUUUUUUACUCUUCACUUUCAUCAAUAUUCAAUAAUAAUAAUUUACAAAUAACAUUUUUUCUUUAACUGUGAACUGUAAAUUGGUUUAAACUCGGCUGUAUUGUAAAUUUUGGCUUAACAUUUGUGAAUAUUUAAAUUUCCACUUUUAUACUUCAUUGCAUUGAAUUUUAUUUGCUGCUUAUAAAUGCAAUGCAAGUCUGUUUGUUUGUUUGUAUGUAUGUAAGUAACUAACUAUGUAUGCGUUUAUGUCAUUGAACUCGUAAACGUUUUGAGUUAUACAAUCUAUUUAGUGGUUUGCCUAUAUUGCCUUGCAUUUAAAUUUAUUGAAGAACAGUAAAACUUUUAUUUCUUAUAAAUUUGUAACUUUUAUGUAUGUAUGUAAGAGCUUUUAAUUAUCUUUAAUACAUAUUUGCUGUAGAAAAAUAAAUAAAAAAAUUGUAAAA